Molecule: messenger RNA, 2727 nt
Organism: Odocoileus virginianus texanus
Lineage: Eukaryota; Metazoa; Chordata; Mammalia; Artiodactyla; Cervidae
Gene: GTSE1
Product: G2 and S-phase expressed 1
Cellular component (GO): cytoplasmic microtubule; microtubule cytoskeleton
Molecular function (GO): microtubule binding
Source: RefSeq, a predicted model, not a curated record
CUUCCCUGGGGGGCUGGAGGAACCCGGGCUCCGACCCCCGCCCCGCUUCUGCCUCCUGCUCCUUGCUGUGACCUCUGACAACCCUGGCCGCGGAAGGAAGGGGCGGCAGCGAGGUGCCUUCAGCCUGCCUGGCCCCCUCAAGAAGCGGAGAUGGAGGCUCCCAAGAAGGAAGACAUUCUUCUGUUGGCUGAUGAAAAGUUUGACUUCGACCUUUCGUUGUCUUCUUCAAGUGCCAAUGAAGAUGAUGAAGUCUUUUUUGGACCUAUUGGCCAUAAAGAAAGAUGUAUUGCUGCCAGCUUAGAAUUAAAUAAUCAAAUUCCCGAAGAACCUCCUUUGCCAGCUUCUGAAAGACACUUCACCUGGAGUCCACUCACAGGGGAAAAGUUUGUGGAAGUUUAUAAAGAAGCUCACUUACUGGCCUUCCAGAUACAAAGCAACGGCAGAACCAAGGCGGCCCAGGCCGCCCAGCCCGAAGACCCUGGGAGCCAGGGAGUGGAAAGAUUCAUACAGGAGUCAAAACUCAAAAUAAACCUCUUUGAUAGAGAAAACGAAAUGAAGAAAAGCCCCAAGUCACUUAAGCGGGAGACGUACUGCCUGUCGGACGGCCUCUGGAGGGCACCUCUGCUCCGGGGCACUCAGCCCGCCUCCAGCACAGCCCUGCCAGCCUCUCCUGCCCAGGCCAGCUGCCCCGAAACCUCGGGGAUGCCACCCGCCUCGUGCCCUUCUCUGCCAGCAGAGACCAGUGCUGCUCAGCCUCCAAACCAGGCCGGGGCUCAGAAGAAGGUUGCCAGCAAGUUGCCGCCACCCCGAACCUCGUCCCUUCGAGGAAAGAGCCUUCACUCGGCCAUGGAGAAGCCUGCGAGAGAGAAACCAGCUAGUCCUCCCGGGAUGAAAAUCCAAGAUGAAAAGGACGCCCAUGGCAGCAUGCCCCCGGACAAGCCCAGCACCGCCCGGGACGUCGCCAGCCUGCCCGCCAGUGGGAGCCACCUGGUCCCAGGCAAGCGGUCGCUCCCAGUUCCAAACAAGUCCGGGCCGAAGAAGACCAUGCUGAAGCCACCUGGAUGCGCUGGUGGCCUGGCGGGAAGGUGCUCGUCGGGGUCUGUCUCGGGCCUGAGCUCCGCUGUCUGUGCUUCUCCUGCGGCUGGCAGAGCUAAACCAAGUGAACGUCCAGGCAUCUCUGCAGACAGUGCCCGGUCAAGCUCCAGCCAGACGGGCAGAAUGGGGCAUGGCCUGCCACGGCCGUCCCUGAAGGCGGGCCCCGGGGGCAUGGCCUGCAGGCAAAGCCAGAGGCCAGGGGCUGCGGAGCGGCCUGCGGAGCAGCCCAGGGGGCCCCCCAGAGCAGCCCUCCCCCAGCCCCAGACCCCGGACCAGGGAGGCCCUGGGCCGAGCUCUCACUGUGGUUGGCCACAGUCUUCUGAAAGGGACAAGACUGGGGGCACAGUGAGGCGCGGUUCCCGCCUGAGCUCCAAGGCAAAGGCUGUGCCUGCCCCUGCGGAUCAAUUUAGAAUUCCCAGGCUUUCCACUGGUGAACCCCCAGAUGGUGCAACGCCGAAGUCCUGUCGAGCGCAGAGGCCACAGUCCUGCACAUCGGUGGGGAGGGUGGCCCACAGCACUCCCGUGAGGUGGUCCUCAGCCACACAGAGCCUGGUCAGCAGCAUGAGGACCCCCGUGAGCACGAGGCGCCUGCCUGCACCUGCCGGCCGCCGGCUCUCCAGCCUCCCUCUGGCAACCCCCACGCCCAGGCCCAGGCCUCUGGCUUCUCCCCUGCCUGCGUCUGCUCUGCGACUCUCUUCUGAGCCCCAGAAAAAAUCCACAGUGAGAACUGCGCCCGCCAGGGAGGGCGACGGCCAGCCUGCCUUCAGGCGCCCUGACUCGUCCCCUGACGGGAGCUGCUCGCCUCCGUCUGCUGUGCCGCAGGCACUGGACUUUUCUCCAGAAAAGAGUGAUUUUACUUUUUCACAAAGUAUCACCGCAGAAGUCGCCCUGGACGAAGCGCAGCCCCCUGAAGCCACAGCCCCCAGUGAGGCUCUCCUCGUGGAUGUCAAACUGGAUCAACUCAACCUCACCGUGGAGGCUGUGGCCACAGCCCUGGAUGACCGCCCGCUCAUCGACUUCUGCAGGAGCCCCAAGGCGGUUGUGGCCCUGCCGUCUGGAAGUGGGCCCCUGGUCGACCUCCUGACAAACACCCCAGAGGCGCACAGGAAGGCCGUGGCCAAGCCCCCCGACGAGGUGGGACAGCUCAUAGACUUGGCUUCCCCUCUGAUCCUGCUGAGUCCCGGCGCUGACAAGGAGAACGUGGGGUCUCCGCUCCUCAAGUUCUGAGUGCAGUGAAGCUCUUUGCACUUUACUCAGUUGCAGCAACAGUCCUAAAGUGGUACUCGACUGUCAGAGAUAAGUUUUAGAAGAAUUUGUGUUGGAAAAGUUGUAAAACGAAACAAAAACCUAAGUGAAGUUACCGUGCCUGGAGCGGGCCAUGGUAUCAGGGGGCGGUGUUUGGCCACCUAAGGUCACUGCAGGCCAAUGGCCUCCAUCCUCCUGGCCCCGCCCCUGUCCUGGGUGCAGACUGAAAAAUGGGUACGUUCUGGAUGAGUCUGGAUUGUUUGCAUAUAAAAUAGCAAGUGACCAUCUUUAAAGUUAAGAUUGUAUGAAAAGUUAAAUAUUCUAGUUUAAGUUAAAUGGUAAAAGUAAAUGAAAAUGGAUUAAACCACCUCUUGAUGUUUAAGAUUA